Molecule: messenger RNA, 1965 nt
Organism: Rhinichthys klamathensis goyatoka
Lineage: Eukaryota; Metazoa; Chordata; Actinopteri; Cypriniformes; Leuciscidae
Product: E3 SUMO-protein ligase ZBED1-like
Exons: 2
Coding region: 1-1965 (654 amino acids)
Molecular function (GO): DNA binding; protein dimerization activity
Source: RefSeq, a predicted model, not a curated record
AUGGAGUCAAAUGAGGUCGAAAUUGAGGACGCUCCGCCUGGAUACAAGUCAUAUGUCUGGCAGUAUUUUGGCUUUCUCAUUAAAAAAGACAAAGACGGCAAUAGAGUAACUGACAAGACUAAGACUGUGUGUAAGCUAUGCCAUGCUGUCAUUCCGUACACCACAUCCAACACAUCAAACAUGAACCACCACCUUCAACGUCACCAUAAAAAUGUGAAGACGGCCCCGGAGAAAACGUGCCUACCGAAGGGAAAGCUGACCAUGAAACAAGCGCUGACACCAACUCUACCUCCGUCAAGUCCGCGUGCAAAACAGAUAACCAGGCUCAUUGGCGAAUUCAUAGCGGACUAUAUGGCUCCAUUUAACAUGGUAGAGAACAGAAAAUUCAUCCAAAUGUUCAAUGUGCUAGAGCCUAAGUUUAAGAUGCCAUGUCGAGGACAUUUUUCAGAGAAGGUAAUCCCGGAAAUUUACAAUGAAACCAAACAAAGCGUGAAAGAGUAUCUAAAAAAUGCCGACUGUGUCGCCCUGACCACUGACAGCUGGACCUCGCGUGCAACACAGAGUUAUGUAACCAUCACGGCAGAAGUCAUCAACGACAAAUGGGUGAGAAAAAGCUUUGUGUUGCAAACUCGUGAGCUGAGUGAAAGUCAUACUGGUGUUAACAUAGCUCACGUGUUGAGAAAUGCACUGAGUGAGUGGGAGCUAACGAGGCCACAAACAACCAUUGCUUGUGUCACAGACAACGCAAGCAACAUGGACAUUGCUGUGAGAGAGAGCGGUCUCCACCCUCACAUCAAGUGCUUAGCGCAUGUUGUGAAUCUGGCCAGUAAGCGAGGCUUGGCUGUAUCCCGCGUCGCGCGCCUUCUUGGUCGUGUGCGAAGAAUAACUACAUUCUUUCACAGGAGCACCACGGCCACCGCCGUCCUGACCAACAAGCAAACCCAGUUAGAGCUGCCUCGGCAUAAACUCAUCACCGAUGUCCAGACCAGGUGGAAUAGCACAUACGAGAUGCUGGCGCGCUACCUGGAGCAACAAGCAGCUGUCUCAGCGGCGCUGAGCUGCCCAGGAAUCCGAAGGAAUGCGAGAGAAAUUGACACUCUGGAUAACACUGAUAUAUCAGAUGUCGAGGACAUAGUGAAACUGCUUAAGCCACUGAAGACAGCCACAACAGUUGUCUGUGAUGAAAAAGAGCCCACUGUUUCACUGAUAAUGCCACUGAAGUUCAUGAUCGAGCAAAGCAUGUCACCAGAGGAAAAUGACACACAGACCAUCGCCAACAUGAAAAGCGCUAUUCUACUCGACAUCUCGGACCGGUACUCUGGUGACUGUAAUGACAUGCUGCAGGAGUGCACUGCGCUUGACCCACGAUUCCGAAGCCUGUCCCAUCUGAAUGAUGAACAACGCGAGUCCGUCUAUGCCCGAAUACGUGAAAAAGCUUCAGCACUUCAUGAGCAGCGCAACCAGACCAGUGAUAUAGAUGAAAGAACCACUAGGGCCAGUGCUUCAACAUCAGGGGCAGCAGCAGAGCAGGCCAGGGUCAUGGUUGAGGCAGCACAGGGAGCAGAGCAGAGCCAGGAAGAGCCAGUGGAAGGAGAAAGGCAGAUGCAGGACGUGACACAGCCUCCCCCACCAAAAAAGACAGCGUUAGAAGAUCUCCUUGGGAGCUCCUACACUACUGUUGUUGAGACAGUGCAGUCCAGCAGAGGGAUUGAAAUGGAGAUACUCUCCUACAGAAAUGGGAUUCCUAUCCCACUCAACAGUAGUCCACUUGAGUGGUGGAAAGUUAAUGCAUAUGCUUACCCCAUACUUGCCCCCCUUGCCAAAGCCUACCUUUGCAUUCCUGCUACAUCAGUGCCCAGUGAGCGUGUCUUUUCCACAGCAGGAGACAUUGUGUCUGCUCAAAGAUCACUGAUAACACCAGAACAUGUUGACAUGUUAGUUUUUUUGAAGAAGAACCAGUCCUGA